Penicillium angulare is the source of this 255-nucleotide messenger RNA. RefSeq lists its product as uncharacterized. Bases 1 to 255 code for a protein of 84 amino acids. The record is from RefSeq and is a predicted model, not a curated record. Lineage: Eukaryota; Fungi; Ascomycota; Eurotiomycetes; Eurotiales; Aspergillaceae. The transcript has 2 exons.
AUGACAAAUAUUGUGUCGAAGGACGCAAAGGAAGACGAUAUGGCAUGCAGCUUGGCAAUUGAAAGAAGCUACAAUCCCUCACGAAACAAGUCUCAGAGCUGGGACGCGGCUAUUGUUGUAUCAGUCAAUAGUCAUUCCUUCAACACUGGCCGACAUUGUUUGGACCGCCAUCGACAAACAGGUCCAGACAUGGUCAAGUCAUUUCUGCCGAGACAACAUUUUCAGGCUGGGUAUGGCAUCUGUUUCAACUACUAG